AUGGCGCCAGGCGCGAUACUAGACCCGUCUAUCGAUGGUGCAAGUUCCCUUCCAGCGGCUGACAACAAUAUUCUUCGAACCAUUAACCCUCAUUUCUUAAUAGAAGAGCAUCCCAUUGAUGAACAUCAAAGUGUCCGAGCUAUCGUUGUGGGUGCCGGCAUUUCGGGCAUCACCGCUGCCAUUCUACUUCCCGCGAAGGUUCCCAACCUAGAUCUCAUAAUCUACGAGAGAAACGACGAUCUUGGAGGCGUCUGGCAUACCAACAUCUACCCUGGUGUUCGGUGCGAUGUACCCGCUCACGCUUACCAGGCUACGUUUGCUCCAUCGACAGAUUGGACCGAGGCGUAUGCCACCGGCUCUGAGAUUCAAUCUUACUGGCAAGAUAUUGCGGACAAGUACGACGUGCGCAAGUAUAUCCGCUUCAGGCAUAGCGUCACAUCUGCGGAAUGGUCUGAGGAAAAGGCCAGAUGGAUCGUCGAAAUUCAAACAGACGACGGUGUAGUCACUGACGAAGCCAACUUCUUGAUUACUGCCACGGGCCACUUCAGCGACCCAAAGCUUCCUCAGUAUCCAGGGAUCGACAAGUUUGAGGGCCACCUACGACAUACCUCGAAUUGGGACCCUGAGUUCGACCCAAAAGGAAAGCGGAUCGCAGUCAUUGGAAAUGGCGCUUCCGGACUACAAGUGCUCCCGCAACUACAAAAAAUCGCUGCAAGAGUUGAUCAUUAUGCCCGCAACAAAACAUGGGUUGCAGCACCAAUCGGAGGAGAAGACUUGGCAGACUUUGUUGCAGAAAACAUCGAAGACGCGCGGGCAGACCCCGAAAAGUAUCUCAAAUUCCGUAAAGCUCUGGAGGCAAAGCUUUUCAGCCGCUUCGGCGGAAUCUUCAAAGACGGACCUCAGAAUGCAGCGGCCGAAGAUUACAUCAAACAGCUUAUGAGAGUACGGCUGGGGGCGGAUUCCAAGCUUGCUGAUGAGAUUAUACCUGAAUUCCCAGUAGGCUGUCGUCGGCUGACACCUGGACCGGGCUAUCUCGAGGCGCUGACAGCGGAAAAUGUCAACUACAUCACCGACCGGAUCUCAGAGUUCACUGAAACCGGCAUUCGGACUGUGGAUGACACUCUUCGCGAAGUUGACGCAGUCAUAUGCAGUACAGGUCACGACAUUACAUUCAGUACGCAGUUCCCUGUCGUUUACAAAGGACUUGAUCUCCAGAGGGCUUGGAGACCUGGCGGCAAACCAGGAUUCCCUGACACUUACUUGGGAAUGCUUGCUCCCGAGGUUCCGAACUUCAUCACUCCUCACUAG
Messenger RNA from Colletotrichum tamarilloi, 1308 nucleotides. Its product is annotated as 4-hydroxyacetophenone monooxygenase. The transcript has 4 exons. NCBI's taxonomy places the organism in Eukaryota, Fungi, Ascomycota, Sordariomycetes, Glomerellales, Glomerellaceae. The coding region runs from base 1 to 1308 and encodes 435 amino acids. The record is from RefSeq and is a predicted model, not a curated record. Gene Ontology annotation, molecular function: N,N-dimethylaniline monooxygenase activity; NADP binding; flavin adenine dinucleotide binding.